AUUUCACACAAAUCGCUUAGUUACCAAAAAUGAUCGCCCACGUAUUGUUGAUGUCUCUUGCCGUCACUUACGCAACGAGCCCUCCAUAUGUGGAACCGCCACGUCCAGAACCGUCAAAAUGUCCCCACGACGAGUCCCUCGCCGGUUUGGACAUGACGAAGAUGGAGGGCGGGUGGCACGUGGCGGCUGUUAGCACUACCACGCCCUUGGGAAACAGGGGGUCGGCUAAGCCCAUCGAAGGGCAGACGGUUACCAUUACCGGAAAACCGGGAGAGUACCGUCUCGUCCACUUACUUGGAAAGAGCAAACCGUUCACUCACGAGUACACGAUCGUGCAAGAGGAACGAGAGAUUAACGCCUACAUUCCCGAACAAGUCAACGAAUUGAAAUUUGCGGUUGUUGCCACCGAUUACGAUAACGUCGCCUUGAUAGUAACAUGUGAGCAAAGCUACAAUCAUCACCGAGUCGCACGCGUUCUGGUCAGGCACUCUACUGGGGAUAACCAAAGAUAUCUGGAUCAGAUGUAUGAGCAUUUGCCUGGGCGUGGCUUUCAGAUUGAGAACAUGGAGAAGGUGGAGAUGUGAAGCUUUGUCUUUCUUUUUCAGUUUAUGUCAAAAAUAAAUGCUUAAGGGUUG
This is a messenger RNA of Photinus pyralis (common eastern firefly), 635 nucleotides long. RefSeq lists its product as uncharacterized. Bases 30 to 584 code for a protein of 184 amino acids. The record is from RefSeq and is a predicted model, not a curated record. The transcript is spliced from 4 exons. NCBI's taxonomy places the organism in Eukaryota, Metazoa, Arthropoda, Insecta, Coleoptera, Lampyridae.